This is a messenger RNA of Juglans microcarpa x Juglans regia, 2512 nucleotides long. Its product is annotated as pentatricopeptide repeat-containing protein At5g48730, chloroplastic. NCBI's taxonomy places the organism in Eukaryota, Viridiplantae, Streptophyta, Magnoliopsida, Fagales, Juglandaceae. Gene Ontology annotation, molecular function: protein binding. The transcript has 4 exons. Bases 123 to 1694 code for a protein of 523 amino acids. The record is from RefSeq and is a predicted model, not a curated record.
UCAGCUGUGUGGUGUUAGCGGCUAGACCGGAUAUAUUGAAAUAAAAAUGCCGAAAAGAUAUAAAACCGUUGUUUUGUGCAAAGCUUCACUAAAAUCUCUCAGCUCCACAGACUAAAAAAUCCAUGGCCUCGUUCUCCAAUCCCACCCACCCAUUCCCACUGUCGUUCAAUCGCGGACCCACUUCAAAAGCCGUGCCUGCGCUAUCACAACCCAUACCCAUACCCGGACCCAAACCCAAACUCCCCUCUCCUUCCUCUCCUUCUUCUUCUUCCAUUACCUCUAAUACUAACCCGGAGAAACCAAAUGCAUUAACAGUGACUGAUAGAAGUGAAAUAAGAGUAAGAGACACACAGAAGCUAAAGAAGCGCGAAGCCAGGGAGAGGAAAGAGGAGGUAAACAGUAAAAUAGCGUCGAAGAAAGCAAUCUCCGUGAUACUGCGGCGAGAGGCCACCAAGGCCCUCAUUGAGAAGAAGAGAGGCCCCACCAAUUCCAAGAGGCUGCUUCCCAGGACUGUGCUCGAAGCUCUUCACGAGAGAAUCACUGCUUUGCGCUGGGAGUCUGCUCUCAAGGUUUUUGAAUUACUACGUGAGCAGCUCUGGUACAGGCCCAACUCUGGAGUCUACAUCAAGUUAAUUGUGAUGCUUGGAAAAUGUAAGCAACCUGAAAAAGCUCAUGAACUCUUUCAAGCGAUGAUUGAUGAAGGCUGUAGUGCAAGCCGUGAAUCCUAUACUGCUCUGUUAUCUGCAUAUAGUAGGAGUGGUCUCUUUGACAACGCAUUUUCCCUCCUCGAGCAUAUGAAGAAUACUCCUGAUUGUCAGCCUGAUGUGCAGACUUACUCAAUCCUCAUAAAAUCAUGCCUACAUGAUUUUGCCUUUGACAAAGUGCAGGCCUUGCUUUCAGACAUGGUGGCUCAUGGAAUCACACCAAACACGGUCACAUAUAAUACUUUAAUCGAUGCCUAUGGGAAGGCUAGAAAGUUUGCAGAAAUGGAAUCGAUACUUGUGGAAAUGCUCCAAGAACGGGGUUCUGAACCUGAUGUUUGGACAAUGAACUCCACACUCAGAGCCUUUGGCAGCAGUGGGCAGAUUGAAACAAUGGAGCAGUGUUAUGAGAAGUUUCAGAGUGCUGGGGUCCAACCAAACAUUCAGACAUUCAACAUUCUCCUAGAUUCCUAUGGAAAAGCUGGAGAUUAUGGAAAAAUGAGUUCUGUAAUGGAAUACAUGCAGAAAUACCAUUACUCUUGGACGAUUGUUACCUACAAUGUGGUGAUAGAUGCAUUUGGGAAGGCCGGAGAUUUGAAACAGAUGGAGUAUUUGUUUAGGCUAAUGCGGUCAGAGAGGAUCAAACCAAGUUGUGUUACACUUUGCUCGCUUGUAAAGGCUUAUGGGCAAGCUGGUAAACCUGAAAAGAUUGGUGGUGUUUUGCGUUUUAUAGAGAAUUCAGAUGUAGCAUUGGAUACCGUGUUUUUCAAUUGUUUGGUGGAUGCUUAUGGGAGGAUGGGAUGCGUUGCAGAGAUGAAGGAAGUUCUUGACAUGAUGGAGCAGAAAGGAUGUAAGCCCGAUAGGAUUACAUAUAGAACCAUGAUUAAAGCUUAUUCUGUUAAAGGGAUGACUACCCAUGUGAAGGAGCUCCAAAAUAUGAUUGGAUCAGCUGACAAGACUCCGCCAGAGAUGGGGAAGCCCGACUUUCGAUGAAAAAUUUUACAGGUGAACUCCUCUGUGAAGCUACAAAAUAUAUCAUUUUUAGUGUCGUCUUGACAAUGUAUAGUAGGAAAAUGCAGAAGUAGUACUGAUUCUCCAGCUGGUGAAGAUUUCCAACCUUCUGCUUCGAAGGUUGUGGUAGACUCCAUUACUCUUGACAAGCCCAGCCAAGGAGCUGGAAAAGCAUAUUGAGUUCGAUAUUUGUAAACAGCUUCAACAUACAAUAAAAGUAGCAUAUUUUCAUACUGACCAGUGGAGGGAGAGUUAGGAGGCUUGCCUUGAGGAUAUUGAGCCGGAUCCAGGCUUUGAACUGCUCCCGGCUGUGGAUCUAUGCUCCAGUCCCAUUCCUACAGUGGAACUGAGAAAUCUAGUGCUUCUUGGUGAAAGGGCAGUCCCGAACUUGUGCCCCUUUAUCUGCAUGGUCCUGGAAGAUGAUUUUGAGAGCCGAGAGAAUAUUUUGCUCCCAUUGUUGACUGGCAAUGGCUAGAGCUUUUCCUGGUAGUAAUUCAUCAACCUUAGAGUUGACCUAUGUGGCAACCUUAGUGGAGGACCUUCUAGGGGGAUUUUAUAAGGCAACUUUAGAAAUAACAAGACAACAGACGAGAAGUUCUGUGCACCUACAACUCUCAUUUAGAUGUAAUGAUUCACUAUAUGGUACCGACCACCGGGUUUGAUGUUGCAGAGCUAAUAAACUGCGGCACUAGAGAAAAGUCUCCCACUUUGUUGGUUUUUAAGUUUCAACCUCAUGAGCUUGUGCUGCUGCUAGCCGUAAUUCAAACUUGGCAUGAACCGAGCUUUGACUUGCUGUUGAA